Molecule: messenger RNA, 1275 nt
Organism: Wasmannia auropunctata (little fire ant)
Lineage: Eukaryota; Metazoa; Arthropoda; Insecta; Hymenoptera; Formicidae
Product: putative glutathione-specific gamma-glutamylcyclotransferase 2
Exons: 2
Coding region: 489-1166 (225 amino acids)
Biological process (GO): glutathione catabolic process
Cellular component (GO): cytoplasm
Molecular function (GO): gamma-glutamylcyclotransferase activity; glutathione specific gamma-glutamylcyclotransferase activity
Source: RefSeq, a predicted model, not a curated record
UCCUACUUGGCUUCGCUGGAAUCGCCGGUAAACAAACGCACGGAAGGUGUACGUUAAAGCACGAUCAGCUUCGAAUCCACCAGCUUCGUAUAUUCGCCGAACACAUGUCAACACAAUUGUAUACGUCACUCCAGAUUUGUUUACCACGUGUGCGCGCGAGAGCGCCGCGAUCAGCUGCCUCGAAGAGAGCCGGAGGUUAUAAUUCGCGUGGCGGCGGUGUGGCGUGGCGACUGGCGACCGUCGCGCGUGGCGUAACAGCAGCCCCGGGGGGGCCCGCGCGCUGGGUUUUGUGGACAUGGGGCAUAAUUUCGGAGCGGAUCGUCGUCCCCCCGCGAAUUAUGCCGCGACAUUAAGGGAAGCCGUGCUCGCCACCCGGGAGACUCGCAGGCAAGGUCCACACUGGCGCGCGACGUGAUCUCGUCAUCACGUUGUCGUCGACGAGAAGGGACGGUGUCCUACGUGGGUGACGUCGCGAGCGAGCGGGGAGCAUGUGGGUGUUUGGUUAUGGCUCGCUGAUAUGGAAAGCGGACUUUCCGUACGAGAGGAAGCUCGUCGGCCACAUCAGGGGAUACAUCAGGCGCUUCUACCAGAAGAGCACCGAUCACAGGGGCGUACCCAACAGGCCUGGACGCGUGGUGACGUUGCUCGCCUCGACCAAUCCCACGGACCAGGUGUGGGGGCUCGCGUACAAGAUCUCCUCCGAGAACAUCGAAAACGUGGUGAAUCAUUUGGACUUCCGCGAGAAGGGCGGCUACAUAAAGAGAACCGUCCUCUUCUACCCCUGUGAUUUCUCAAAGUCUGUCCAGAGCGGUGGCUCCUCCUCGAACCCCAAUGUCGCAUCCUCGAACGACCUCGCGAGGACGACGAGCUUCUCGACGGCGUCGUCGCUGUCAACCGCCUCGGACGAGGCUCCGUUCUACCUCACUAUUUACAUAGGCGAAGAGGAUAAUCCAAAUUUCGCCGGUAUGGAGAACAUAGACACCAUCGCGAGGCACAUAAUUGUCUCGCGCGGCGUCAGCGGCUCCAACGUGGAAUACCUCUACAAACUGGCGUCCGCGAUGCGCGCGAUAGCACCGGGCGUGCAGGACGAGCAUCUGUUUGCCUUAGAGAGAGCCGUGAGAGAAUUGGAGCGGGAGGAGUCGUUGGAUUUGGAUCAAUUUUUAUAAAAACACAACUGAUGUAUUUGAAUUAAGAAAGUAUGGCCAAUUGUAGCUGCGUGACGGACACGUUGAGUAAUUUAGUUGAUUUGAUUCUUUCUCUCUCUCUCUCUCUCUC